This is a messenger RNA of Prunus armeniaca (apricot), 4068 nucleotides long. The record is from the annotation of a GenBank genome assembly. NCBI's taxonomy places the organism in Eukaryota, Viridiplantae, Streptophyta, Magnoliopsida, Rosales, Rosaceae.
AUGGAUGCCAGGAAAGCCCAUAAAGCCUCCUCUUCAUCCUCACCAUCCUCCUCAUCAAAACGUUGGAAGUACCAAGUAUUCUUGAGCUUCAGAGGUGAAGACACACGCAAGGGCUUCACAGGCCACCUCCACGCCGCAUUAUCUGAUGCCGGAAUCCGCGCCUUUCUUGACGACAACGAGCUAGAAAGAGCGGAAUUUAUAAAAACCCAACUGGAGCAGGCAAUCGACGGGUCCAUGAUCUCCAUAAUUGUCUUCUCCAAGAGUUAUGCCGAUUCCACUUGGUGUCUUGACGAGCUGGUGAAGAUCAUGGAGUGUAGAGAAAGAUUGGGGCAACAGGUUAUUCCCUUGUUCUAUAAUGUUGAUGCUUCAGAUGUCCGGAAACAAACUGGUAGUUUUGCACUAGCAUUUGAGAAACAUGAAGCGGGCAUCUGUGAAGGUAAACAUGAGAAAGAAAAGGUAAAGCGGUGGAGAAAUGCUCUCACUCAAGCUGCAGAUUUGUGUGGGGAAGAUCUUAAAAAUGCUGACAAUGGGCAUGAAGCAAAGUUUAUCAAGAAAAUUCUUGGGGAGGUUAAUAAGCAGUUGUACAGCAAAUUCCAAUUAGACAUCGAACACCUUGUUGGAAUUACUUCUCGGCUGAACGAUGUUGUUCGCAUGAUUGGUAUUGAAAAUUCAGGUUCUAAGGAUGUUGUUCGCAUGAUUGGUAUUUUGGGGAUGGGCGGCAUUGGAAAAACAACGCUUGCCACAACCGUUUAUAACAAAUUUGAACGUAUCUUUGAAGGCAGGAGUUUCCUUGCAAACGUGAGGGAAGUAAUUGCACACCAACCCUUUAAUGGUCUGGUUGGUUUGCAAGAACAACUUCUAAAUGAUAUCUUGAAAAGCCAGGGCAUAAAGGUUGGCUCUGUUGCUAAAGGGAUCGAUAUGAUAAGAGCAAGACUUUGCUGCAAAAGAGCACUUGUAAUAAUUGACGAUGCAGAUGAUCUACAGCAACUAAAAGCAAUAGCUGGAGCUCGUGAUUGGUUUGGUCCUGGAAGUAGAAUUGUUAUAACAACAAGAAAUAAACAUUUGCUAGAGCAAGUUGGAGUGGAUGGCACAUAUAUGGCUGAAGAAAUGGAUGAAAAAGAUGCUCUAGAGCUCUUUGGUUGGCAUGCCUUUGAAAGUGGUUAUACUAAUCAAGAAUAUCUUGACCUCUCAAUACGUGUAAUUCGUUACUGUCGAGGCUUGCCUCUAGCACUUCGAGUUGUAGGGUCUUUUCUGAUUAAAAGAUCCACAGCGGAGUGGGAAAGCCAUUUGGAGAAAUUGCAAAGAAGUCCUGAUGGAGAUAUUCAAAAAAUACUCAGAAUAAGCUUUGACGGUCUACCUGAUCAGGAAAAGAGAGAGAUAUUCCUUGAUAUAUCUUGUUUCUUUAUAGGAAUGGACAAGGACUAUGUAACACAAAUAUUAGAUGGAUGUGGCUUUUCUGCAACGAUAGGAAUCAGUGUCCUCAUUGAACGGUGCCUUGUAACUGUUAGUGAGGAAAACGAGCUGAUGAUGCAUGAUUUGCUUCAAGACAUGGGAAGAGAGAUCGUUCGUGAAAAUGGCCGAGGCCAUCCUGAAAAAUUUAGUAGAUUGUGGAAACAUGAAGACAUAACAAAUGUAUUGAGCGAUGAAUCUGGAACUAAAAAAAUUGAAGGAGUUGUUCUAGAUUCGGAUCUAGAUUUGACUAGACUUUCGUCCAAAAAAAAAUAUUUGACUAGAUUCAGUGCACAAGCAUUUACCAACAUGAAAAAACUGAGGUUACUCCACCUCAGAAGAGUAGAACUCACUGGAGAGUUCAAAGAUUUUCCCAAAAAUUUAAUGUGGUUGAGCUGGCAUUAUUUUCCUUUAGAGUCCAUGCCAGAUGACUUUCCUAUGCAACCAAAACUAGUUGCUUUAGACCUGCAGUAUAGCGAACUCAAAAUAGUUUGGAAGGAUUGCAAGUUGCAUGAGAAUCUGAAAAUCCUUAAUCUCAGCCAUUCCGAAGAGCUAACAAAAUCACCAGACUUUUCAAAUCUCCCAAAUCUCGAGGAAUUGAUAUUGGAAGGUUGUCUGAGUUUGUCUGAGGUUCACUCAUCCAUCGGGGAUCUUGGAAGACUUUCUUUGGUAAAUCUUGAAGACUGCAAAAUGCUAAAAGAUCUCCCACUGAAUUUCUAUAAAUCCAAGUCUAUUGAAACUCUUCUACUUAAUCGUUGUCCAAGUUUUCAAAACUUGGCUGAUAGCUUAGGGGACAUGGUAUCAUUGACAAUUUUGGAAGCAGGUUACACAGCCAUCAGAGAAAUUCCAUCUUCCAUAGUAAAAUUGAAGAAGUUGAGAAUUUUAUUACUCAGUGGCUGCUGCCAGUUAACUGAGGAUGCAAUCCCUAAGGAUCUAUGUAGCCUAAUUUCCUUAGAAGAUCUGCUUCUUGGAAACAAUAAUUUUCGUAGCCUGCCAAGUCUCGCUGGUCUUUCAAAGCUCAAGUUCUUGUGUUUAAAUGCAUGCAGAAGACUUCUUGCAAUCCCAGAUUUACCAACCAAUUUGUAUGUUCUGAAAGCAAUUUGCUGCCCAAAUUUGGAAACAAUUCCAGAUUUUUCAAAAAUGUGGAAUAUGAGAGAAUUGUAUCUAAGUGAUUCGUUCAAACUCACUGAGGUUCCAGGCUUGGAUAAGUCAUUGAACUCCAUGACAAGGAUUCAUAUGGACGGCUGCACCAAUCUGACUGCCGAUUUUAGGAAGAACAUACUACAGGGAUGGACUUCUUGCGGAUAUGGUGGCAUUUUUCUCAGUGGAAAUGAUAUUCCUGAUUGGUUCCACUGUGUUCAUGACGAUGAUAUUGUGUAUUUCACUGUGCCUCAAAGUGUUGGUCGUAUUUUGAAAGGGUUAACUUUGUCCUUCGUUUGCUCUUCAGCCAUAUACGGUUGUCAUAUUAGCAUUAAAAACAUGACCAAGGGUACUGAGCUUGACUCCAGGAUCGCACCCUUUUGUCCAAUUAAAGGUUAUUAUCUUUGGCAGGGACAGUUAUCAAAUGACGAGCUCAAAUUGCAAGACGGUGAUAAAGUCUUGAUUGAAAUAAGAGUGAGGGCGAAGGAGAAAGUGAAAAAAACAGGUGUUAGUCUGGUAUGGGACAAAGUUAUGAACGAAAAUAUGAUUGAUUACCAUCUCUGCUGCAGGUUAACUGAUCUUGCCAAGUCUCGCUGGCCUUUCAAAGCUCAAGAGGUUCCAGGCUUGGAUAAGUCAUUAAACUCCAUGACAAGGAUUCAUAUGGAAGGCUGCACCAAUCUGACUGCCGAUUUUAGGAACAACAUCCUACAGAGAUGGACUUCUUGCGGAUUUGGUGGAAUUUAUUUGAAUGUAAUUUAUGAUAUUCCUGAGUGGUUCAAAAUCGUCAAUCAUGUGGACAGUAUCGUCUUCUUCGAAGUUCUUCAAAGAAUCAUGGGUCGUGAUUUAAAAGGGUUGACUAUGUGCUUCGUUUACUCUUCAGACAGGCCAAAACUUGAAGAUUCUCAAGUUCCUAUUGACAUUAUCGUUAGAAAUCUUACCAAACAAACUGCUUUGCACACCAAGAUAGCAUUUGCCUCCUUAAAACCUGAAGACGAUUCCAGUCAAUCUGAAGACGAUUAUCUUUGGCAGUCAAACGAACCUGAAGACCAUUAUCUUUGGCAGGGACAGUUGUCAAACGAUGUGCUCCAUUUGGAAGGCGGUGACCACAUAUCGAUUCUUGUAAGUCCUAAUGAUGUUGAUUUUGUGAGAGUGAAGAAGACAGGGGUUCAUCUAGAAUGGGACAAAGUCAUGAAGGAAAAUAUGGAUAAUCCGGAUCCUCAUUUGGGGGUUGAUGGCGCAUUUUUCGGGGGCAGUGUUAUACAUGAACAAUUAGCAGUGGAACCAUAUCUGGAUUUUUUUGGGGAAACUGAUAAUGAGGCAAGACGGAGCCAUGACGCACGGCCGGAUGAUGGAGCAGGACGGAGCCAUGACACAUUUGUUCGGACUAAUCAAUCGAGUGCUGUGGAUGAACAAUUAGCAUUGGAGUUGAUGAGUCCAUUUCAAGAAUUUCAAGAAAUUGUUGUCACAGACGAAUGGUAA